CCUCCUCCCCCCGCCCUCUUCCCCUCCAUCCUCUUCCUCCUUUUCCCAUUCUCCCACUCUCUCCCGUUGGCCUGGCCGAGCUGGUGGAGAGAGCCCUCCUACCUUUCCAUUCUCGGUGUGUGGGUUUUGUGGGACACUAACCCAUAGCACGUGCAAAAGAGCUCAGUGCGUGGGGGAUGGGACGUGGGGAAACCGCUUGGGAACCCUGAAGAUUGGGAUGGGGAGGAGCCAAGAACCACUGGACUGGCUCCCUCGAGUGGUGUGCCAGGAGAGGGAAGAUUUUGGCUCUCAUCUGGAGCUGGACUUCAGGCUUUCAGAUGCCCCUAUUUUUGCACAGCAGGCAGGAGACUUAUCCCUCCCCAGUUCCGCACUUGGGGGAUCUGUGCAGGGUAAAGAAGCCAUCCAGGUGCCUCCUCACCUUUUGACCCUUCAUAGAAACCCUCUUUCCUGAGCAAGCUUUAGGACUUGUUUCCAAGUUUAAGUCUAGAAUUUGAACCCUCCACCCUACUCCCGACUAUGGCAGUUGGUUGGUGGUUUUGUUUGUGUGUGUUUUGUUUUGCUUUUGAGACAGAAUCUGGAGUAUCUCUUGCUGGCUUUGAACUAGCCAUUGUAACCAAGGAUGACCUUGAACUUCUGAUCUGACUGCCUCCACCUCUUGAGUGCUGGAAUUACAGGCUUGAGGAUCUUCCCGGGCUUCCUUGCAUGCUAGGCGUGCACUCUAGCAACUGAGCUAUCUCCAGCUCCCACUGUGAUAGUUGGGCGAUGCCCUGCUGUUCACCCUAUUGCUUGCUGGGAAUUUGAGCCUUGUGUCUUUACAGCUCCUGUGUGGAUUGGGGGAGGGCGCAGGCCCCUGGGUGUUAUGCCCAGAACCUCCCACACCCUUUGUGGUGAGUCAUCUUUACUGGUCCCAGCCCAAGGGGUCUGUGCCCACACUCAGAGGCCAGGUGGGAGGAGGAGUUGAGAACCAGCUGUUGGCCCCUUCCCCCAGCAUCCUUGGCAGAAAUUUAAGAUGAACUGGACUUAAUAGGUACCCUCAGGUUUCCCUUGUCGGUAGUUUCUCAGAGUGAGACCUCUUUAAGGGCUUUGGGAUGUGAGAAAGUAGAGUGAGCUCGGAGCUUGGGUGACUGAGGCUAAUAAGGAGAGAUUAUUAUUUCCUGGGCUUCUGUAUGGCAGAGCAACAACCAAGCUGGAAUUUUACCAUCACUCUUUCCUUAGAGUAAGGCACCAAAACAAUCUGCUUAUGAUUGUUUGCCCCUGCCCCUAUGGGUGGGGCACGCAAUGUCACCUCCUCCAUCCAGUCCCUGCCCAGCUGAGGUAAACUUUCAUUCCUCAGGCCAUAAUGUUCACCUAUUCCCACCUAUUUGGUAUCCCUGGAUAAUUUAAAACUUUUGAUCUCCCCAGGACCUAUGUGGAAGGAACUUUGAUGUCAUGGCCGCUGUACUUGGUGGUCUUGGGAAGGAAAUUCCGUGCCUUUGCCCUGUGUGGGGGUAGGGGUGGAGUGGUUCCCAAAGUUGAGCCAGGAUUCAGGUCCUGGUUGUACCACUUACAGUCUGUGACCUUGUCAUGUAUCUCUUUUGUGCUCUGAGGGAUAAACUGAGGACUGGGAGAAUUGCCAGCAGCUUCGAUGUUUAUGGCCAGGGGUAGGGGGAAGGAGAUGCCUUCCCAGCAAUGGCCAAAUGGUGGGAACUGUUGCACUAGGCGAUAAUCCUCCCUCUCUCCUGGAUAAGCCCUUCCUUGUUUUCUCACACCCCAUCUGAUGAGGCCCCUCUGGGAAGGUGCUCUGGGACGUCAUGCCUGGAGGCUUGUUGGCUUUAAAUACCAGAGAAGAAGCUGCCCUUUGCCUGGUCUAUGGUCUUCUGGCAGGGCCGAGGGACACCAAGGCCCAGCAGACAACCUUAUACCCACUUGUGGGUCGUGUUUUUGUACAUCCCUUGGAACAUGCCUCCUUCCUGCGCCUCCCAGAACACAUUGCGGCGCCACCUACUGUCCGACUCACCUACCAGGCCCACCUCCAGGGACAUCCAGACCUGCCCCGGUGGCUGCGCUACACACAGCGCAGUCCCUAUAGCCCUGCCUUCCUCUAUGGUACUCCCACUCCAGAAGAUCGUGGGCGCCAGGUCAUUGAGGUCACAGCCUACAAUCGAGACAGCUUUGACACUACUAGACAGAGGCUGCUACUGUUGAUUGAGGACCCCGAAGGUCCCCGGUUGCCAUACCAAGCCGAAUUCCUGGUGCGCAGCCAUGAUGUAGAGGAGGUGCUGCCCUCCACACCUGCCAACCGCUUCCUCACUGCCUUGGGGGGACUCUGGGAGCCAGGGGAACUCCAGUUGCUCAACAUCACUUCUGCCUUGGACCGUGGAGGUCGUGUCCCUCUUCCCAUUGAGGGCCGGAAGGAAGGGGUAUACAUCAAGGUGGGCUCUGCCACACCCUUCUCUACCUGCCUGAAGAUGGUGGCAUCACCAGACAGCUAUGCCCGUUGUGCCCAGGGACAGCCUCCAUUACUGUCCUGCUAUGACAGCUUGGCACCCCACUUCCGUGUUGAUUGGUGCAAUGUGUCUCUGGUGGACAAGUCAGUGCCAGAGCCCGUGGAUGAGAUGCCUACUCCAGGUGAUGGGAUCCUGGAGCAUGACCCAUUCUUCUGCCCACCCACUGAGGCCACAGGCCGAGACUUCCUGGCAGAUGCCUUGGUCACCCUCUUGGUGCCCCUGCUGGUGGCUUUACUGCUCACCCUGCUGCUGGCUUAUAUCAUGUGCUGUCGGCGUGAAGGACGGCUGAAGAGAGACAUGGCCACCUCUGACAUCCAGAUGGUUCACCAUUGUACCAUCCAUGGGAAUACAGAAGAGCUUCGGCAGAUGGCAGCCAGCCGUGAGGUGCCCCGGCCUCUUUCCACCUUGCCCAUGUUCAAUGUGCGCACGGGAGAGCGGUUGCCUCCUAGAGUGGACAGCGCACAGGUGCCCCUCAUCCUGGACCAGCACUGAGAGCUCUGCUAGUUCCAGUUCCAGCUGCACCACUCAGAGCUGCUGACCUGUGACUGCAUCCACCACUGAUACCACCAGCUCCUAGUCUACUUGACCUCCCGCACCAGACAGGCAGAUGGACGGGGUAGGGAGGGGUGAGGGUGCUGAGGGCCAGCACCCAAGAAUAAAUACUUGCUGCUCUGUUUGUCUAUUG
Cricetulus griseus (Chinese hamster) is the source of this 3171-nucleotide messenger RNA. The record is from RefSeq and is a predicted model, not a curated record. Lineage: Eukaryota; Metazoa; Chordata; Mammalia; Rodentia; Cricetidae.